Symbiodinium natans is the source of this 1677-nucleotide messenger RNA. NCBI's taxonomy places the organism in Eukaryota, Dinophyceae, Suessiales, Symbiodiniaceae. The record is from the annotation of a GenBank genome assembly.
AUGUGCACCUAUACGGACUGGACUGCCUGGGGGCCCUGUUCGCGUUCCUGUGGAGUAGGGUACCAGGAGCGUUCUCGUGAUAUUCGAGCACCAGCCGUCACAGGUUUGAGUGGCUGCAGCGGCACGCUGCGGGAGUCGACGCCAUGCCCAUCGACGCAGUGCCAAGAUGCCGUGGACUGUGUCUGGGCUGAGUGGGAAGAGUGGUCGGAGUGUGUGCAGGCACCUUCCAUUUGCGGCAUUGGGUCCAAGCGUCGCAAACGAAGCAUUGGCGUCAUGCCUGCCAACGGUGGUGCCCUGUGUGACCCCAGGCCAUUGGAGGAAGUCAUGCCGGUCAGCAACUGUCAAGGGCAGGCUCCAUGUUGCAUUGACGGUGAGUGGCAAGAUUGGCAAGAAUGGGGAGCGUGCAGUGCACCGCGUGGCAGUGGAACCCGCAAAAGGGUUCGAGCGGCGACGCAGGAGACUUUCUGUGGAAAACCUCCAGCGGGUUCCAGCACAGAGUAUGAAGAGUGCUCCACAGUUGACGUCGAUUGCCAAUUCGGAGAGUGGACGAACUUUUCCGCCUGCUCUGCCGCUUGUCACGGCCAGCAGCGGAGCCAUCGUCAGAUCCUCCGGAACAGCUCAGGCAACGGCCUUCCCUGUGCUGGAGCCGUGGAGCGAGCCGUUCGGUGCAACCCGGCUGAAGGCGAAGAUCCGCCUGUAAGCUGCGGGAGUGGUGACCACCAAGCCAGCGGAGUUCAGAACUGUGUCAUGAGCGACUGGUCAGAGUGGACUUCUUGCUCAGCAACAUGCGAGCUGGGGUUCUCUACACGCUCAAGGUAUGUUGAGGUCAAUCCUCAAAAAGGCGGAGAGUCUUGCCCCAGCAGUGUCAAGGAGAUGAAAGCAUGCAACGAUGGCGUCAGCUGCUUCGAAGGGCGGGUAGACUGUGUAUGGGAAGAAUGGACAACGUGGAGCCCGUGUGAUGCUUUCGACCUCACGAUGCGAACUCGUGGGUAUGCCCGUCAUGCUGCGUCCGGUGGUUUGGACUGCUCUGGCAGCAUGCGAGAAGUGAAGGGCUGCAGCAGCGGAGGGGACACUUGCUCAGUCUCCUGGUACAACUGCUCGUGGGGCCAGUGGUCACAGUGGUCAGCCUGUUCAGCUACGUGUGGUCGCGGGGGGGCGCAGAAUCGCAAGCGUCAAUUGCAGGUGGGCUCGAACCCAGUGCAUGCGCCGGCAGAAGCAGGGCUUGCCAUGAGUGCGCCAAGUGAGCAGUCGCAGAGCUCGUCAAGCCUUUCUGCAUCACAGACGGCUGGGCCGACUGAAAUUGUUGACUUCAACUGUGCGGAGAACAUGAACUGGCAAGAUCAGUGGCCGAGCGAUGUGAGAGCGUAUUGUUGUCAGAGAGGAAUCUGCGAGGGGGCUGCGGCUGUUCCAAGCGAGCUGAGCCCGGAAAUACUGCCCGGUGACGACACCCUUUUGCAGGAGAUGUCGCCUGCAGACACUGUGAUUGGGUAUGACGUGGCCUCGCUCAAGGAGAAGGUGAGAGCUGCAGAGGCUCAACAUCACAGCGAUCGUUUGGUCGCCUUCAUCCUGGGCAGCGUGUGUCUCCUCAGCGGAUUGAUCCUCAGCAGAGUCUUUUCCACCAGCAGAUCCACCUCUGAAGUCCUUCCCAGGUACGACGCGGUACAACAGAUUCUUUGA